UGUCAGAGGAGCCGUGACGAAGCGUUUCCUAAACUUUCGACCAAAGAUGAGUCUUGGCCGAUUUCUUCUCAAAUCCGCGAUUCUUGUAUUCGUUUUUUCGCAUUCAUACGGGCAACAACCUUGCAACAACUGCUGUCAGAAGCCCAAUCACAAAGAGAUUGACAAUUCUCGGCGCAGCGUGGAGAGUAAGUGGAAAUCAGGUCAAGCUGCAUUGUGUGAUAAGGAUCUUGCAGAAGGAUGGUACCGCUUUACUAGCUUUGUUGGGGGACGAAUGCCGACCAAAAAAGUGAACAUAGACCGUUGUGGCACCCAAUCUCCAAUUUGGCUAGAUGGCACCACCGGUAACCAUCCCGCUAGUCCCAAUGAUCCUGUUGUUAGCAUCAGAGCCUGUGUUAACUUUCGUGAGAGGAGGAAAGGCUGUUUCUUUAAGUUCGACGUAAGCGUCAAGUGAUGCUCUGGAAAUCCUGACUUUUUCGUUUACUAUCUUAAACCAACUCCCCAAUGUGACUUUGCCUACUGCUCUGGUGAUGGUAAACCUUGUCCGUAUGGACAAAAGGGAACAUCGUUCGCAACAUGCAGCGCUGGACCACAGAAAUUAUCCAGCAUCUACUUGGGCCAUCCAGAGAUUAAAGUCAAGGAUUCUGAGGAAGAAAAAGUCUCUCUGCUCUGUGUAGUGCCUAUCGAUAAGACGAUAAGGACAUGGACGAAUGUGACAUAUGAAAUUGAAUGGUAUGCGGACGGAAAAAAGACAGACUUUACAGAAAAACCGUUCUGUGUGCCAGCAAAAGGAAAGAAAGAGUACAGUAAACCAUGCCCAGAUAAAGAAACAAUUCAUUCAGUUCUAAGUAGUAACCACUAUGAGCCUGGACAAUGGAUAACAUGCGAAGUUAAAGCAAGGUUCACUACCUUGGACACACAUCCUUGGUCUGAUAUUGUUGCGCCUGUAAAACCACUUUUCGCUGGCAUAAAGGUCACACCUUCAACACUUAUCAUCUCAGAAUGCAAGGAACCCUUUUAUCAGGAACUUACUUUAACACCUAUGAUUCCGGUGAGAAAAAAUCAACACGAUCGCUACCUUCACGUGAAAUUUUAUCUCCCUGAUGGACUGUGGUUAUUUAAUAAGGAAAAGUGCCUCGUUGAACUAAAAGAAACUACCCCAGUGACAGUUAAGAUUGGGGCCACCUGCACAGCCCUGUAUGGCUUGACAAAAACAGCGGUUAUUACUCCCUGGUUAACCAACCAUAAACAGAGUGAUUUCUGGGCAUACUUUGGCUUACCAACGGUCUGGGUGUAUGUAGUGCAGAAAGAUCAGCCAAUACACAAAUGCUUGAGUGUUACUGAUCCUCACUAUCGCAUGCUUGAUAAACAGAACGUUCUAAGAGAGAGAUGGCAUGAUUUCUUUGGCUUCGGAGAUUUUGUUCUCUAUCAUAACAAAGAAAAAGACUUUGAGGUACUUACAAGACAAUGGGCUUGCAAUAAUGCCAAAUCAAUAACAUGUAACUGUGGAGUUAUCAUCCGCGAUCACAACGAUCUCAUCAAAUUCAGCUGCUGCGGUAAUCCACGGAAAAAGUUUCGAGAUAGUACAACACCCAUAGUGGUUGACAUACCACGCGCAAAGUGCCUUGCGCCUGGGAUUACCUUACUUCAAGUAAUCCAAGGCAUCAACAGCAAAUACGAGGUUAUAGUGCCGUCCGGCAUAAAAGUGGUGUUGGAGAGAAACUCCUGGGGUAUUGAUGUUACUAUUUACACUCCACGCGCCAAGAAACGUGAAAAUGAAGACGGACUGUGUACAUAUGAGAGUCGCCAUGGGGAUUUUACCACGUUUGGAAACAAUCUCAAGAGACAGCCAAGCCACUUCGACCAACUUCCAUCUGAGAUCAACAAACAAGAUUCCCAACUUGAGCGCGCCUGCGCUUGUGAUGAGACCACACAAAAAAGGAACGAAACUAAAUGUGUGGAUGGUGUCCCAGCUUUCUGGUCACUUGCAGGAAUUGAUAAAUUCAACCGAAUAAAAAGGUGCGAUAAUGAUCCAAACAAAAGAGAUUUACAGUGGUCGGACGACUUAACAGAAGAGGAUUAUGAAUUGUUCUUGGAGCCUUUAGACUCCGAAGCUCAUAAGAGGCAAAGGCGAUCAGCUAAUGUGAUUUCAAAGGAGAAUGCAACUCGAUACUGUGCUGAGCGAUUGGCGGAAACAAAUGUUGGAAAGAUGUGUGCUAAAUUAGGAACAAAUGUCCAAGCGCUGGUUACCGUCUGCGCAUCUGAUAUUGAGUACACUGGAGACAUUUCCUUUGCAGUUGGUGCAGUUUCAAUGUUGAUGAAUGAAUGCAACGAUGUAAUCAUAGAAAACAUAACUGUUAAUUCCAACGACACUGGAAAUUUUACGGCUCCAAAGACGCCGAAGAUGCCUCCUACAAUGCAAAAGAUAGCUCAACUUCUUUGUCCCAACGACUGCACCUUUAACGGGAAAUGUGUCAAUGGCUCUUGCGUUUGUAAAAAGGACUAUACAGCUAAAGAUUGUUCUAUAUCGGUUUAUCAAAAACCCUUUAUUGCAAGGCUUCAAGGUAAUGGAUUGUGUGAUAGACGAAAACGACCGUGCAAGAAGGUUUCUGUACAAGGAACUGGUUUCCUAAACUCUACCAAUAUGACCUGCCAUAUCAAGGAAUUUGAGGUUGUAAACAGUUCUUGGAUACCAAACAAAAAUGAAACAAAAUACCCAGGAAUAAUGACAGACCUUGUUCUCGUGGAGUGCUUCUUGCCGGAUUCGCCUGUCUUAAGAACAACUUAUGAUGAAUACCAGGAAGGAACACCAGCUUCUGGACUGUUGAUAUCUGUAUCUAACAAUGGCAUCCAUCAAAGCGAGCGGGAACUUAGAUUAAUAUCCUACGAUUCGGUUUGUAUGGAGUGCAAUAUUUCCACGGGAUGCUCUCUGAAGAAUAACUCUUGCUUUAUCAAUCGUUAUUGCUUUUCGCUUAACGAGCCAAACCCAAAGGAUUGGUGUGAACAGUGCCUCCCUGAUGUUGGUACAAACAGGUGGUCUAAACGACAAGUAAAUCACCCACCCAAUGUCACGUCAACAAUCGUUUACUACGUGCUAUACGGAGAAAGUCUGGAACUGCCGAUAGAAGUAACAGAUCCUUAA
Stylophora pistillata is the source of this 3139-nucleotide messenger RNA. RefSeq lists its product as uncharacterized. Gene Ontology annotation, biological process: axon guidance; Notch signaling pathway. Gene Ontology annotation, molecular function: calcium ion binding. Gene Ontology annotation, cellular component: cell surface; signaling receptor complex; plasma membrane. The record is from RefSeq and is a predicted model, not a curated record. Lineage: Eukaryota; Metazoa; Cnidaria; Anthozoa; Scleractinia; Pocilloporidae.